AUGCAGCAAGUCCAAAGAGAUCUCGAAAAUGUCAAAGAUGAAAUGGCUUCUCUCAAGGAAUUAUCAUCAAUUGCCACGACUCCCACAUUGAUUGAAUUGUUAGAUGAAAAACAGUCGUACCCAGAAUCAAGUCGGAUCUACUCGACACCUGCUGAAACGAAGUCUGUGUUUGACAGUGUCAAGAAAGAGAAUGGUGAAACCGGUUCUGAUGACGAUGACGAUAUCGAUCUCCUUCGAAAGAGAGUUGAUAUUUGGAACACUACAUUGAAUGGUCGAACGUUUCCUGACUCGGUCGCAAAAUGGUACAGUUGGUUGCUUCGUUAUAAAGACCAAUUCAAGCUUUGGCUCAAAAUUGAUUAUAAGGAAGCCGCCUGGUCUAUUUUGAAAAAAGUGCCUACAGCAUACGUCCCAGAGUACUCAAAACCGGACAAUCGUCGCAAGUGUUUGGAAGAUUUGCUUGCCAUCUUAAAACUCUCGAGCACAAGCAACGUCUCCAACGCAUUCCGCGCUUGA
Molecule: messenger RNA, 513 nt
Organism: Diutina rugosa
Lineage: Eukaryota; Fungi; Ascomycota; Pichiomycetes; Serinales; Debaryomycetaceae
Exons: 1
Coding region: 1-513 (170 amino acids)
Source: RefSeq, a predicted model, not a curated record